Messenger RNA from Hypanus sabinus (Atlantic stingray), 2578 nucleotides. RefSeq lists its product as uncharacterized. The record is from RefSeq and is a predicted model, not a curated record. Gene Ontology annotation, biological process: DNA integration. The transcript has a single exon. NCBI's taxonomy places the organism in Eukaryota, Metazoa, Chordata, Chondrichthyes, Myliobatiformes, Dasyatidae. The coding region runs from base 70 to 2334 and encodes 754 amino acids. Gene Ontology annotation, molecular function: nucleic acid binding.
AUCAUUGAGCCGAGCACAAGCCCUUGGAGGGCCCAGGUGGUUGUUGUUCGGACUGGGCAGAAAAAUAGGAUGGUGGUGGACUAUAGUCAAACCAUCAAUAGGUUUACGCAGCUUGACGCAUACCCCCUACCCCGCAUCGCGGAUAUGGUCAACCAGAUUGCUCAGUAUAAGGUGUACUCGACAAUAGAUCUGAAAUCCGCUUAUCACCAGCUCCCCAUCUGCCCAGAGGACCGCCCCUACACCGCCUUCGAGGCGGGCGGCCGGCUCUAUCACUUCCUGCGCGUCCCUUUCGGUGUCACGAAUGGUGUCUCUGUCUUCCAGAGGGAAAUGGACCGGAUGGUGGACCAGUACCAACUGCAGGCCACAUUUCCCUAUCUGGAUAACAUCACCAUCUGUGGUCAUGACAGGCCAGAUCACGACGCCAACCUCCAACGGUUUCUCCAAGUGGCCGCAGCUCUGAACCUUACUUAUAACAGGGACAAGUGUGUUUUUGGUACCACCCGCCUUGCUAUACUUGGGUAUGUCGUGGAAAACGGGGUUAUUGGGCCUGAUCCCGAACGUAUGCGCCCCCUGUUAGAGCUCCCUCUUCCCACCACUCUCAAGGCCCUCAGACGGUGCCUGGGGUUUUUUUCCUAUUACGCCCAAUGGGUCCCCCAUUACGCAGACAAGGCUCGCCCCCUGGUCAAGUCUACCUCGUUUCCCCUCUCUGCUGAGGCCUGCGCGGCCUUCAACUGCAUUAAAGCGGACAUUGCCAAAGCUACGAUGCAUGCAGUGGACGAGACCGCUCCCUUCCACGUGGAGUGUGAUGCCUCCGAUUUCGCUCUGGCUGCUACCCUUAAUCAGGAAGGCAGACCAGUAGCAUUCUUUUCUCGCACCCUCCAAGGCUCUGAAAUUCGGCACUCCGCGGUGGAGAAAGAAGCCCAGGCCAUAGUGGAGGCUGUUAGGCACUGGAGGCACUAUCUUGCUGGCAAAAGAUUCACUGUGCUGACCGACCAGCGCUCGGUUGCGUUCCUGUUCAGCAACCAACAGCGGGGCAAGAUCAAAAAUGAUAAGAUUUUGCGGUGGAGGAUAGAACUCUCCACCUACACCUAUGAUAUCCUGUACCGGCCUGGCAGACUCAAUGAGCCCCCUGAUGCCCUAUCCCGGGGAACAUGUGCUAGCACACAGCUCGACCAGCUGUACGCCCUUCAUGCACAACUUUGCCAUCCGGGGGUCACCCGAUUUUACCAUUUUGUGAAAGCUCGGAACCUGCCGUACUCCCUGGAGGACAUCAGGACGAUGACCAGGGACUGCCAAAUUUGUGCCGAGUGCAAACCGCACUUCUACUGUCCUGACACGGCACAACUUGUCAAGGCCACCCGCCCUUUUGAACGCCUGAGUGUUGACUUUAAGGGCCCCCUUCCCUCCACUGACCGCAAUGUCUAUUUUCUCAGUGUUAUUGACGAGUUCUCACGGUUCCCCUUUGCCAUCCCCUGCCCCGACACCACUGCCACGUCCGUCAUAAAAGCCCUGCGCCAGCUCUUCACUCUGUUCGGGUAUCCCUGCUAUAUCCACAGUGAUAGAGGGUCCUCCUUUAUGAGUGAAGAGCUGCGCCAGUACUUGCUAGCUAGGGGCAUUGCUACCAGUCGGACCACGAGUUAUAAUCCCCGGGGUAAUGGCCAGGUAGAGCGGGAGAAUGCCACAGUGUGGAAGGCCACACUUUUAGCCCUCAAGUCCAAAGGGUUGCCGGUCUCUCGAUGGCAGGAGGUCCUCCCUGAGGCACUGCACUCUAUCCGCUCUCUGUUAUGUACGUCCACCAAUGCCACCCCUCACGAACGCCUAUUCUCUUUUCCCAGGAAGUCUGUCACUGGGACCACCCUACCAGUUUGGCUGACGUCCCCGGGGCCAGUGCUGCUCCGGAAACAUGUGAGGAGCAAUAAAUAUUCCCCGCUGGUGGAGAGGGUUCACCUUCUCCAUGCGAACCCCCAGUAUGCUUACGUGGUCUUACCUGAUGGGCGGGAGGACACGGUCUCCAUCCGCGACCUGGCACCCGCAGGUGCAGCAGACCACUACCCUGAAGGCUCUCCGGUAACUGUGAACCCUGCACCAGAGGUGACACCGUACUCACCAGGCCCUACACAGACUCCUCACGACACUUGUAUACCGGGCGUUUCGUACGCAUUUAUACCAGGCGCCUCGCACAUGCAUGAGGGAUCACCGGCGCCUAGUGGGCAAGAACACGCGCAACCCCCGUCCCCUGUGCAAUCGCCAAUGUUGCCGGCACCUAUGCGGUCACAGCCGGUGCUACGUAGAUCGCAGCGACAGAUUCGACCGCCUGAUCGGCUUGACUUGUAAGAACCUUCGCUACAUGAGGACUUUUUCAAACGAAGGGGGGGUGAAUGUGGUGAACUAUGUGCCUGUCGGGACACGCCCCCUGCUGACUGCUCCUGUGGCUCCUCCCACAGGCCCCUGUAUAAAGGAGACCUGCGGCCUGAAGAUCGGCCUCAGUCUCCAGGACCUUGUAUGAUAGACACUCACUCCUGGUUCCUUCUUCCAGUCAAUAAAAGCCGAUAUCUCGCCUACGUCUCAGUGUGAGUUA